AUGAGUUUGGACGAUAUAAUUAAACAUAGCGAAGAAUUUCAGAACGCUGCAAGAAGAGGUCGUGGACGUGAAGUUUUCCGUCAGGAAGGAGCAACUCAGAGCAACGCCAGUGGUGAUGGAGGACCCAUGAGAAGCAAGAGAAACAGAUUUAAUUCUGCAGCGAGAACCUCCUAUUAUCAACCUUCUGGCGAUAUCAGCAGCCGCUCCCAGCAUGAUCUGUACGAUGACGGGACCUUCAACAAGAGGAGGGGAUCAGGAAGUCUAAGCAAGGCAGGUGGUUGUACAAAACUAAUCAUCUCAAACCUGGACUAUGGAGUAUCAAAUUCAGACAUCCAGGUGCUCUUCUCAGACUUUGGUUCUCUACACAGUGCAACAGUGAAUUAUGACAAGUCUGGUCGCUCCAUGGGCUCGGCGUAUGUCGUAUUUGAGAGAAAAUCAGACGCUGUCAGGGCUAUGAAACAUUACAACAGGGUUCAUUUAGAUGGUCGACCCAUGCACAUAGAAAUAACGACGUCCGAUAUUGCCGUUGUGAAGCAGCAAGCCAACCGAGUCAGCGAAGUCUUCACCCACAGGACCAGUGCUGGACGUUUUGACCAUGGAGGCAUCAAAAGGAGUGGUCAUAGCGACAAAAGAGGCAAUGAACAAGGAGCGAAAAACUCAAUACCAACUACGGCAGAGUUAGUUGCAGAAUUAGAUGCGUACAUCAGCGAAUCAAAUUAG
This is a messenger RNA of Homalodisca vitripennis (glassy-winged sharpshooter), 720 nucleotides long. RefSeq names its product THO complex subunit 4-like. Gene Ontology annotation, cellular component: nucleus. Lineage: Eukaryota; Metazoa; Arthropoda; Insecta; Hemiptera; Cicadellidae. Gene Ontology annotation, biological process: mRNA export from nucleus. Bases 1 to 720 code for a protein of 239 amino acids. Gene Ontology annotation, molecular function: mRNA binding. The record is from RefSeq and is a predicted model, not a curated record. The transcript is spliced from 5 exons.